Molecule: messenger RNA, 4550 nt
Organism: Ornithorhynchus anatinus (platypus)
Lineage: Eukaryota; Metazoa; Chordata; Mammalia; Monotremata; Ornithorhynchidae
Gene: CRBN
Product: cereblon
Exons: 11
Coding region: 143-1384 (413 amino acids)
Biological process (GO): protein ubiquitination
Cellular component (GO): Cul4A-RING E3 ubiquitin ligase complex
Source: RefSeq, a predicted model, not a curated record
GGGCGGCAGCUAGGGAAGAAAGGAGGGCCAGGUUGGAGGCGGAAUCUGGGAAGAGCCGAGGUUCCCAUGAGGACGGGGAUGGUGCCGCCCCGUGAAGGAGGAGUCGGACGCGGUAGAAAGCGAGGAAGAGGAUGAAAAUGAGAUGGAAGUUGAAGAACAGGACAGAAAGGAAGCCAGAAAACCAUCCGUCAUAAAUUUUGACACCAGCUUGCCGACUUCUCACGUGUAUCUGGGGUCUGAUAUGGAAGAAUUUCAUGGCAGGACUUUACAUGAUGAUGACAGUUGUCAGGUGAUUCCGGUGUUGCCACAGGUGAUGGUGAUGUUGAUUCCCGGACAAACAUUACCACUUCAGCUUUUUCACCCUCAAGAGGUUAGCAUGGUGCGCAAUUUAAUUCAGAAAGAUAGAACAUUUGCAGUCCUUGCAUACAGUAAUAUUCUUGACAGGGAAGCACGUUUUGGGACAACAGCAGAAAUAUACGCAUACCGGGAAGAGCAAAAUAAUGGAAUUGAAAUAGUGAAAGUGAAAGCAGUAGGAAGGCAGAGGUUCAAGGUCCUUGAAAUAAGAACACAGUCUGACGGAAUUCAACAGGCUAAAGUGCAAAUUCUUCCUGAAUGUGUGUUGCCUUCAACCAUGUCUGCAGUUCAGUUGGAAUCUCUCAACAGAUGCCAGCUCUUUCCUUCAAAACCUAUAGCAUGGGAAGAUCAGUAUGCGCUUAAAUGUUGGCAGAAAUAUCAAAAGAGGAAGUUUCACUGUGCUAGUCUGACUUCUUGGCCUCCAUGGCUGUAUUCCUUAUAUGAUGCUGAAACUUUGAUGGAAAGAGUCAAAAAGCAACUACAUGAAUGGGAUGAAAAUCUCAAAGAUGAAUCUCUUCCUUCAAAUCCAAUAGAUUUUUCUUACAGAGUAGCUGCUUGUCUUCCAAUUGAUGAUGCCUUACGGAUUCAACUCCUUAAAAUUGGUAGUGCAAUCCAACGACUGCGUUGUGAAUUGGAUAUUAUGAAUAAAUGUACUUCUCUUUGUUGUAAACAAUGUCAAGAUACAGAAAUAACAACCAAAAAUGAAAUAUUCAGUUUAUCCUUGUGCGGACCGAUGGCUGCGUAUGUAAAUCCUCAUGGAUAUGUGCACGAGACCCUGACGGUAUACAAGGCUUGCAAUUUGAGUCUGAGUGACCAUUCUUCUACAGACCACAGCUGGUUUCCUGGGUAUGCGUGGACUAUAGCCCAAUGUAGAUAUUGCGGGAGUCAUAUCGGUUGGAAAUUUACAGCUACCAAGAAGGAUAUGUCUCCUCAGAAAUUCUGGGGAUUGACACGAUCGGCUCUCCUGCCUAGGAUUCCAGAAACGGAGGAUGAAACUGGUCAAGAAAUAGCACCUUUACUUUGCCUGUGACUCUGAUUUGCUUUGAGCCUAAGGAGCAGAAGUCAUUUGAACCUUAUUGUCUCUAAAUCAGAUCUGUUUUGAAAAUUAAUGUUUCUUCAGGUAUAUAAUGGAAUAAAAGGCAUCGUUGCAUUGAGACAUGACGGAUGUGGAAUUGUGAUUUCCAGGAACACCAGUAACUGAAGAUUUAAAUUAAAAUGCCAUCAGGGCGAGGAAAAGAAGCAAUAUGGCAAAUAGUUUAAAAUUCAGGAAUACCGAGAAACUUGGUAAACCUGCUACUGCUCUGUAUAGUUUAAAAAAAAUCCGUUUUGCCCAGUUAGGGUAAGGAGAUGCUGGAUGCUUGCCAGCGAUGCCUGGUAAAGACAUCUCGCAGGUGUCACUGAUGUUUCCGAGUAUGUGAACGACUACUGAAUUCCCAUCUCGCUUAACAAUGUGAGAUCACGUUGUUGUUUCGGAUGGUGGCAACGGUAUUGUAGUUGCAGUGCUGAAGUGGCAGAAACGAAUCACCUAUGUAUGGUUCUGGCCGCUGAAACGAGUAUGGUACAGUGUUCCCCUCGCCAGGGAGAUUGGAUCAUAUAAAGGAAAAGGCCUUUUUCCCUUUGCAGUCUACAUUUCAGUUAUUGAACAUGUUGAUUUAUAAAUCUCUUGCAUUUUUAAGUAUUAAUGCUGAAUGUACAGCUCGGAAUCGCUCUCUCCCCCCUCGCCCCCCUGCCCAUACACCCACCCCACACCCCCAUCCACAAUAACUUUUCUCGUUUUCUACGAUAUAUUAGUGAAUUUUGAAGAAUACUAUGAAAUACAUUUAGUAUUUGGUGAACUCUAACUCUAUCUUCAGUUAAUUUGCUUUAUAUGUGUACUGUUUUCAGUAAAAUGAUUUUAGCGCUUUUAAUGAUGUUUCGGGAAGGGCGGGGAGUAGGAGAAAUCCAGUUGCUCAUUUGUCCUUCCAUACUUAACAUUACCUUCAUUUACUCUAUUAUUUGGAGAGAGGAAUGAGUUCUAUAAAUAAGCAGGCCUCAAAGGCAGCUUUUUUUUUUUUUUUUUUUUUUUGAGACACUGUGAAAGUAGACCUUAGAUUUGGGUGCCAAAAAGAUAUCAGAUUUUUUCGAAUGCACUUUGAUGGUAGAAUCCAAAAGUGACGGAGCUGUCCAUUACUUCUUUCAGAACGGUGUGGUUCACUCUUUAUUCCAAGUAUUUUAUAAAAUGCCUCUAGAUCUAUUUCCUGGCAUUUUUAAACAACGAAAAAAAUGUAUUGAGUGUUGUAGUCUUCUGCACCCCCUUUAAUCCAUCAUGUUUAGGUAGUGUAAUUCAGUGCUAUUUAUUGAACGCUCACUGUGUACAGAGCACUGUACUAAGCGCUUGGGAGGCUAUAAUACCACAGAGUUGGUAGACACGAUCCCUGCCCGCAAGGAGCUUACAAACUAAUUACUGAUAGGUUAUCCUAAUAAAAUGUAAAAAAACGUAUUUAUGAUAGGUCACUAGUGGCAACACUGUGAAGUAGUAAUUUUGAAAUUAUGACUUUAAAUGAAAUAUUUUGAAAUUGAUAAAUGAAAGUAAGGUAAGUAUUCUUGGAACAUCCAGCCCGUAAAGGAGUCUUUAGAAUACUAGUGACAUAAUGGCAGAGGUUUCAUUUUUGGCCCCUUCUACCUCUGUGCUUAUGAACGUUUUGUUUUUCAUGCACACAAGUUCAUUCGAACUGUCCCAACUCUUUAACUUUCUAAUAGAGUGCGAGUUGUGUUCUUGAGAAACCCCGCACUUUAGUGCUCUCCUGUCCCGUCGCUCCAUGCAAGCAGUUUCUCCGUGGUGUGGCGCUCCGAGACCAAACAGGCUCGCGCUUCGGAAGAACGUUCCCUAUUUCCUCUCAUCACGUUAGCCAAAGCGAGCAUUGCGAACCUGUGCUGUGGCAGAAAUGAGUUUAGAAGAGUGAUUCCGAAUAGAGAAUGAAAUUGUUCUUUCUUAAAAGGUUUUCUAAACUCUGGUGUUAUUUCAAGAACCAGUCUUGAAAAUCAAAAGUUGUUCAGCAUCGUAGUGAGAAUGAGAGCAAGGGCAAGUUUAUUUUCCAGGCUUAGAGAAAAGUGUAGUUUGUAACAGUCACCUUUUUGGGAUGAGGGAUGUUGCAAGAUGGAUGUUGUCUUUGGUUCUUACCAAACACAGUGUUGGUUUUAGUGGGUUGUUUUGUUAGGUUUCUAGGGGAUCGACACAACUAAAAUGUCACGCUCAUAAUGUGUGGCAUUCUUUGAGCAUGAAAUAUGCAUAUUUUUGGUAUUGUGUGUUGGUAUAUACAGUCUAUUCAAGUGAGAUCAGUUCAAGAUUAUAAUUGCGCUGUCCCAUGGGUCUAAAUCUCUUUUGUGGUGUGUUUGCAAAUACAAGGCUCAUGACUUUUCUAUAAUUAAAGAAAUGAAUUUGCAAAUUCUUUUGUGGUUCAAGAAUAAGUGAAUUGCACUUGUAAAAACCCUUAAUAUGUAUGUAUUAUUUUAUAGAAUUCGUUGGGGUACUUCUGUCUGUGAUGAUUUUUUUUAAUGAUUUGAAAAGCAGCCUUUAAUUAUCGGGAAGAGGAAAGUAGUUGAAUAUUAAAACCACGAUGUCAAAUGAAAACAAACCAUCUCACACUGAAAAGUCAUCUAGGCCGGUCAUCACUAGAUUCAGCAAGAUGAAAAUAUUUUAAUUGGAGAUGUUGAGAGCCUUUACUCUCUAAAUUUCAUUUUAUCAAUCGAUCAGUCACUGAUAUUUAUUGGAUGCUUCUAUCAGUAGUACAAUAGUAUCCCACCAAUCCCCGCCCAACCUGAGCUCACUUUUUGUAGUAGUAACAGAAUUAUGUAGUUUGGAAGUGUCUUCUUGUUAGAUUUGGUGACGGGGCAAAACCCUUGAAAAGCUUGUGUGGUUUUUUUGGAGUAUGUAGUGAAUUUGUUUUUAGGUGGUUUUAUUCUGCAUUGUCUUUUGGGUUUUUUUAUAACGAUGUUUUAUACAUUUAAUGUUUCAAGUUUAUUCAGUUACUAGAUUUCAUCAGGCUCUGUAAACUUUGCAAAGCUGCAGUUAGGAAACACACUGAUUUAACUUUGCCUUUUGAAAUCAAUCUCAGAAUGUCUUGUUGCUUGCACACAUCUGCAAAGAAUAUAUCUCUUUCAGAUCGAUUUCAACUCUUAAAUAAAGCCCUAACAUCACGUCUGUGACUUAUGAUGUA